Molecule: messenger RNA, 2590 nt
Organism: Schistocerca cancellata (South American locust)
Lineage: Eukaryota; Metazoa; Arthropoda; Insecta; Orthoptera; Acrididae
Gene: NC2alpha
Product: dr1-associated corepressor
Exons: 5
Coding region: 142-978 (278 amino acids)
Biological process (GO): transcription by RNA polymerase II; positive regulation of transcription by RNA polymerase II; negative regulation of transcription by RNA polymerase II
Cellular component (GO): nucleus; negative cofactor 2 complex
Molecular function (GO): RNA polymerase II general transcription initiation factor activity; protein heterodimerization activity; transcription coactivator activity
Source: RefSeq, a predicted model, not a curated record
GUUGUACGUUUAUAAGAAUCUAUGGUCAGAAUGUUUAAAUAUGUUCGAGAUAUCGAGAGAGUUUAGGAGAAUUGGUGAGAUUUGUUACACGUAUUUUGAUCUACUUGGUUAUUGUGUUGUACUGAACAUCAAGCAAACAAAAUGCCAACGAAGAAGAAAAAGUAUAACGCACGGUUUCCUGCGGGUCGUAUUAAGAAGAUCAUGCAGACAGAUGAAGAAGUGGGAAAAGUGGCGCAAGCCGUACCUGUCAUAAUCUCCAGAACAUUGGAGCUCUUUGUAGAAUCUCUGCUCAAAAAGGCAAUGGAAAUUACGAGUGCUAAAAAUGCAAAGACUUUGAGUCCAUCUCACAUGAAACAGUGUAUUCUGUCAGAAAGUCGUUUUGAUUUUCUGAAAGAUCUAGUAAAAAAUUUACCUGAUGUUGCCAGCUGUGAUGGUGAAGAGGGAAAUUCACCAUUUCUUCCAAGCCCGCCCUGUGGAAACACUGCAGGUUACAUUGAUUUAAGUGUGGGCACCCGAAGACUACCUGAAACAGAUGUAAAGAAAGAGAUGGGACAGGAGCCUGUAACACCAACACCAAUUAUGUCUCAUCCGUUGCCUGUUCAGACUGUCCCAGCUGUUGUAACGAAUCAGCUGCAUGCUAAUUUCUACAAAGAAACUGAUGACUCUAGUCCAAGUUAUGGUCAGGUUCCAGUCACAUCUGAAGGUACAAUUGGAAGGGGUUCUAUCUUCCAUGUUACGCCAGCUGACUCACCUCAACCAGCUGCUGUUGUCAUGCCAGCAGUAGAAGCAAUCAAGCCUGAAAGAGUUGAAUCAAACUUGCUGUGUAGCACUGCAACAGGUAUCACUUCUGUGAUUGAUACUGUCAGCAGUAGUGAGACUGCUAUUGGUGCUUUCAAUGCCCAGACACCUCUUGUUAUACCACAGUAUGUUAAAACUGAGGUCAGCAUUGCAUUAGAUGAUGACUGUGAUACAACUUAAUAGUUAUGGUGGUGAGUUAAAGAUAACAAAUUACUGAAGAGACCAACUUCUAAUUUUGCAGUAUGUAUGUUCUUUGACAAAUGUGGUUUUAAACCAUAAAUUGCUACAUUACAGUAGGAAUACAAUCGGGCACUUUGUGUAUGUGGAACGUCAUUGAAAGUGUACACACUAUUGUUGAAGGUACUGAUCAGUGUAGGAAGAACAGUGUUCGGUAUUUGCAUAGGUCGCCUGUACAAAAAGGGUGAUCAGUAGGUUCUUCUUUCGGAUGGUGUGUUGUGGGAACAGUGCAUAAUGACAGUGAAACAUUUACUUUUAUGUUUUUUGUAUGUAGUUACUUGCAGCUUUUUGAAGUUUUCAAAAAAAACUUGUAAUAAAAAGGCAAAAGUUUCAGCUUUAGUACUGAAAUCUUUGGCACUGCUCAUUUAAUUUUAAUUGUGUGUUUGAUAAUUUUGUUGUUAAUAUUUGUCUUAAAAAUUUUCUGCCUUUUGUAUGGCUUUAUUUGUAAUAUUUUUACGUAUGUGCUCCUUGUGAAAAAUGUGGAAUAAACUUAAAACAUGUUCUGUUCGUAUUUCUGUUUUGUAAAGUUCACCGGAAUGGCUUUUCGUAUUGUUUCUUAUAUUGCAUAGUAUUUGUUUCUCGUACAUUUCAAAUUACCAAAAAAAUACAUGGAAAUAUUGCAAAAGCAUAUUUCACAUGUGUGUUUCAUUUAGGCUUCAUCUGUAAGGAUUUACAUAUGAAUAUGUAUGUAGAGCAAUCUUUGCACAUUACUACAAUGCAAUAUUCUGUAAGCUGCAUAAACUAUUAAAAUUUAUACUGUCUUUUGUAUUCAUAUUUGAAUUUGCUUUGACAUUAUCUGCCAUUAAUGGCAGUGAUGGUCCUUUUUAAUAUAAGGCUGCUGUUAAUGAAAUAUUGAGAAAGUCCCAUGAUUGUGUUUCUUUUAGCUAGUAUUGAAGACAAAUAAGAACAAAUGUUGUGCAUUCUGCACUACCAUUUUGCUUUAUAAGAGUGUGCCCAUUUCAGUUCAGAACUGAAAUAGGUCAAACCAAGUAAUUAUCUGUAACUUGCAGAGACUGUAGAAAGCAGAACGUGUUGUUGAAAUAGUGCAUUGCAGAAUACUCAUGUAGACGUGUAAUGUUUUGAAUAUCCUUUGUGUCAAAUACUUUCAGUCAUAAACAUUAACAGUACACAAAAAUACUUUGGCUGUGUUUACCAUCUUUGUUGUAUAAUUUGGAACUGUACAGUCCUUAAUGUCUUCAUGUUUUAGUAAAACAAUUGAGAAAAUUCUAGUGUAUAAUGAUUAGAAAUUUUUAUUUAUUUUUAAAAUAUAAGAAUAAAAAAAACACCAUUAAAAUUUGUAAUACUGAAUGAGCACUCAUUUAAAAGAAAUUAGUAGUAGUAGUUGAUAUCUACGUGUCACAAUGCAUCACCAUAUCAAAGUUAAAUGUGCAUAGUAUGUAGUAACAAUAUGUGCAUGAGUAUUUUUGUUAUGGACAGUAUCUGUUCAUGUUCUCCAGUCUUAUCUUAAGUGAGAAUUUUCAAGCUCUGUAAUUUACUGAGUGUACUCUCAUUUUGGGAAAAAAAUCAAUAAAACUUGUCAAUUUUUACCCAGAAA